This is a messenger RNA of Lagenorhynchus albirostris (white-beaked dolphin), 2112 nucleotides long. RefSeq names its product inhibitor of carbonic anhydrase. Gene Ontology annotation, cellular component: recycling endosome; early endosome; extracellular region. The coding region runs from base 1 to 2112 and encodes 703 amino acids. Lineage: Eukaryota; Metazoa; Chordata; Mammalia; Artiodactyla; Delphinidae. The transcript has 17 exons. The record is from RefSeq and is a predicted model, not a curated record. Gene Ontology annotation, biological process: iron ion transport; antibacterial humoral response.
AUGAGGCUCGCGGUCUGCUCCGUGCUGUGCGCGGGGGCUCUGGGGCUGUGUCUGGCUGUCCCUGAAAAAACUGUGAGAUGGUGCACUACCUCAAGUCAUGAGGCCAAUAAAUGCUACAGCUUCCGUGACAACAUGAAUAAUGUCCUUUCAGUGGAGGGUCCUCAUGUCACCUGUGUGGAGAGAACCUCUUACCUUGAGUGCAUCAAGGCCAUUGUGGCAAACAAAGCAGAUGCUGUGACCAUUGAUGGAGGUUUGGUGUUUGAGGCAGGCCUGGCCCCCUACAACCUGAAGCCUGUCGUGGCAGAAUUCUACGGGUCAAAAGACGAUCCACAGACUCACCAUUAUGUUGUAGCCGUGGUGAAGAAGGGCAGCGAUUUCCAGCUGAACCAGCUCCAAGGCAAGAAGUCCUGCCACACAGGCCUGGGAUGGUCUCCUGGGUGGAACAUCCCCAUCGGGAUACUUCUUCCCUCUGACUUGGUUGGAAAACCAGCAGCGGCUAAGUUCUUCGCGGGCAGCUGCGUCCCCUGUGCGGAUCAGACGGCUUUCCCCAAACUGUGCCAACUGUGUGCGGGGAAGGGGACCGACAAGUGCGCCUGCAACUCCCACGAACCAUACUUCGGCUACUCAGGGGCCUUCAAGUGUCUUCAGGACAGUGUGGGGGACGUGAGCUUCGUGAGGCACAUGACGGUGUUUGAGAACCUGGCUGACAAGGCUGACAGGGACGAGUAUGAGCUGCUCUGCAGGGACAACACACGGGGGCCUGUGGACGAGUACGAGAGGUGCCACCUGGCCCGGGUCCCUUCCCACGCUGUCGUGGCACGAAGCAUGGGCGGCAAGGAGGACUUGAUCUGGGAGCUUCUCAACCUGGCCCAGGAAAAUUUUGGAAAAGACAAGUCAGCAGAAUUCCAGCUCUUCGGCUCUCCUCAUGGAAAGGACCUGCUGUUUACGGACGCCGCCCUUGGGUUUUUAAGAGUCCCACCUAAGAUGGACGCCAAGCUAUACCUGGGAUAUGAGUAUUUUUCUGCCAUCCAGCAUCUAAUGAGUGACCUAGGGACAGAAGACCCCCAGAGGGUGAUGUGGUGCGCAGUGGGCCAACACGAGAAGGCCAAGUGUGACGAGUGGAGUGCCCUGAGCGGUGGCAUCUUGAAGUGCACCGCGGAGGAGACCACCGAGGGCUGCAUCGCCGCCGUCGCGAAAGGAGAGGCUGAUGCCAUGAGCUUGGAUGGAGGCUUCAUCUACACAGCGGGCAAAUGUGGUCUGGUGCCUGUCCUGGCAGAGAACUACUUGUCUCAAGAUGGCAAAGAGCAGCUUGGGUCUAAGUGUGUGAACACACCUGUGGAAGGUUAUUACGUCGUGGCAGUGGUCAAGAAGUCAGAUGCUGACCUCACCUGGGAUUCUCUGCGAGGCAAGAAGUCCUGCCACACUGCAGUUGGCACUUCUGCAGGCUGGAACAUCCCCAUGGGUUUCAUAUACAACAAAACUGGGUCCUGUAAAUUUGAUGAAUUCUUCAGUCAAAGCUGUGCCCCUGGGUCUGAUCCAGCGUCCAGUCUCUGUGCCCUGUGCAAUGGCAGUGGCACGCCAGCCCACACGUGUGCUCCCAACAGCCACGAGGGGUACUACGGCUCGAGUGGGGCUCUCAGGUGUCUGGUUGAGAAGGGAGACGUGGCCUUUGUGAAGUAUCCCACGGUCCUGCGGAACACUGACGGAAAGAACCCUGAAGCCUGGGCGAAGGAUCUGAAGCAGGAGGACUUCCAGCUGCUGUGCCUCGAUGGCACCAGGAAGCCUGUGACCGAGGCUCAGAGCUGCCACCUGGCCAUAGCCCCAAGUCAUGCUGUGGUCUCAAGGAAAGAUAAGGCGGAUUUUGUCCGCAGAAUGCUCUUCAAUCAACAGGAGCUCUUUGGAAGAAACGGGUUUGAAUACAUGAUGUUCCAGCUGUUCAAAUCCUCAAGCAAGGAUCUUCUCUUCAGCGAUGAUACAGAAUGUUUGGCUAACCUUCAGGACAGAACAACUUAUCAAAAAUACUUAGGGCCAGAGUAUCUUCAUGCUAUUGCUAACAUGAGACAGUGCUUACACUCUGAACUUCUGGAUGCCUGCACAUUCCAUGGAAAUUAA